Messenger RNA from Lingula anatina, 976 nucleotides. RefSeq lists its product as uncharacterized. The record is from RefSeq and is a predicted model, not a curated record. NCBI's taxonomy places the organism in Eukaryota, Metazoa, Brachiopoda, Lingulata, Lingulida, Lingulidae.
UAAAGAACUGUUGGGCCUUAUCACCGAAGUGAAAAACAAUACGUCUUGUCAACAUGCAAACGCGCACUCGGCUGAGGCAAAAACAAAAAAGCUGACAGAUUCGAAAUCUGUGUUCUCGGAAACCGCGGCACUGUCAUAUGCAUCUUCAGCCAUUGUGUUAUCGACAGAACAACAAAGCAAGGCAUAUAUGCUUAGUACUCUGCACACGAAAACAACAUUAACAGCUACGGCUGAAGUACCAAGGGACCCGUCGCACACACUUGGCGUUCAAGCAAGCAUGACAUCUUCAGUAUAUUCUACAGCAUCACCAACAUCUUUUGCACUGCCAUACGUUGAAAAUUCCAGCCCAGAACCGUGUUUUUUAUAUCCUGUAAAUUGUCAUGAUUGGGAGAUAAGCGCAACGGAGACGGCAUCAGUACAAUUAACAACAAGCGCGUCAGGAGAUGUUUUCUGUCAGCCGACGCCGGAAGUACAUGCUACCUUCAACAACGGCUCUGGCCUACACCCUCUGGCCGCAGGCACCGUCGUCAUGUAUUGGUGUUUAGAUAACACAUCAUUUAUCAAUGGGGAGUCUCAGCGCACCGUUCACUGCACAGAGCAAGGUGUCUGGAGCAAAGAAAUACCACCAUGUGUAGAUAUAUCAUUGGUUGCAAAUAUGAAAGUGGUAAAAGCACCUAAACGCAAAUAUUCCCAGAAUCCCUUGGAAGCUCCUGGCGCUGCCAUAAUCGGGUCGUUUGGGUUGUCAUGCUUGUUGGGAAUCGUGUUAGGAAUCGUUGCGUGGGAUUUAUCAACAAUCCAUCGUCAGCUGAAAGUAAUGCUGAGGAACCUGACGUACCAAAGGAGAGUCCGAAAGCGACGCCUUAAACAAAAUCGAGUAAGACAGGAAUUUGUAGAAGCAAACAUUGUCCAACAUGGGAAUAACUACAUGCUGAUAACAGAUAUCUGAAUCAAAUGUGUUGGUUACAAGUUACAAUAA